UUUACUUCCAACUGGUAGGUUGACCUCAAGUGUACUUCACCGGCGGUUGGAGGAUAUUUUUACAGAGAUCACUUACCACCCCUCACAAUGCAGAUAAGGAAAUCCCAAAGUGGGUUUUCGACUGGUGACAAAGUCUACCUUCAGAAGCUUACAACAAAAAAGCUUCAGGAGCUAUCCGCUGGUCAUGGGGAGUGGAACCCACAAAUGGAAAGGUAUGUAGGAAAAAUUGGUGUGGUGCAAGAUUUCACAACCAAAGGUGAUGUUGUUGUAGAGUACCUCGACAGAAUAUGGCGUUACAAUCCAGAAGCUUUGACAAAGAUACAACAAUUUAAGAAAGGCGAUGAAGUCGUUGUCAAAAGUGAUAAGAACUUCGUCAAAGAGCUCCAAAAAGAUCAUGGAGGAUGGAACCAGUGUAUGAUAUCGAUCCUUGGUCGUACUGGAAAGGUAUUGGAGGUUGAUAGUGAUGGUGAUAUCUUAGUGUCAGUAGAAGGCGCAAGAUGGAUAUUGAGCCCAGCGGCUGUGACUUCUGUCACUGACCCAGGCCCCCGGCAGUCAACUGAAGCUGGUGAUAUGGACAGCGGAGAUCCUUUAGGGCUUUUCAGUCUCUUUAGAGACUUCCUACGUCAAGCCCAUGAACAGGCGGAACCUGGCCUUGUAUUUGCUGCACAAAGCAACAAUCUUUCAAGAGUCAAAGAGAUCUUGGAUGCUAACCCAGAAAGGAUAGAUGAGCUGGAGAGUGGUCACACAGCUCUUCAUAUGGCAUGUCACCAGGGGCACUGUGACAUCAUCAGAGAACUGCUUGAGAGAGGAGCUAAUAGAGAUAUAUUGGAUAAUCAGGGAUACACAGCCAUGCAUCACUCUACUUACCAGGACAGAACCGGGGAAGCAUUGAAACUGUUACUGGAAAGAGGUUUUGACCCAAAUGCUCGACACUUAAGCAACAGGAGCACACCCUUGCAUUUGGCUGUGAAAAGGAAAAACGAAACGGCAGUUAGGAUCCUCACACAGUGCCCUGAGUGUAAUGUUGAUCUACAGGACGAGGCAGGUGAUACCCCACUCCACGAUGCCAUCCUUCUAGAACAUCACAGCAUAAUGGAUAUGCUGUUGGACUGCCCAAGAAUUUGUCUUACUCUUUGCAACAGAAUAGGUUUCAAUUUCCUUCAACUCGCUGUUUUCAAGGGAAAUAAGCGCGCCGUGGAAAGAGUUUUUGCUAAGACCGGGAAUGCUUUAAAUGUUGCCAAAAUUGAUGGUUUUACGACCCUUCAUAUUGCAGCAAUUAAUGAUCACCGGGAGAUAGCUAAGAUCCUCUUAAAGAAGCCGGGGUGUGAGGUCGAUGCUACAACCUCUGAAAAUCAAUCGGCACUUCAUUUAGCCGCAAAUGAGGGGUACUCAGGCAUGGUAGAAAUGUUGCUGGACCACGGUGCCGAUGUUAAUGCGGUGGAUAAAGACGGAGAUACGGCACUUCAUAUUACUUUAAUAAAGGAACACAUACAACAGAGGAAUCUGGGAGAAAUGCCUGGUCUGGAGUUACUACUUAGGGGUGUACGAAGAAGUAGUGCGUCCUUUGUCGCUGUCUCACGCUGCUUGUUAAGCUAUGGAGCUAAUGUGUUCAAAAUCAAUGGCUCAGGGGAAACACCGCUGGACAGAUGUCGAGGAUCGGAAGUUGAGCAAAUCAUUCGGGAGAUUGCAACAUGUGGAGGGACUACAAACAACAAAAAAGUUCCAAGUUUUGGGUUAUCCGGCGCAUCGCAAACCGAACCUGAAGUAGAUGGUGCUUCAUCUUCAGCAAGUGUGGAAACACUGAUAGACGAGACUGAAAAUAGUGAUGAAAAUCAAACAGAUAGCGCGAGUAGCACAGAUGAGGUAGAGAAUACGUUUAUACGGCGCCUAAUAAGCGACAUCUGCAGUGGAGAUCAACAACAAUCAGCAUUAGUGGAGAUAUCAGACGAGAUGGAAAGUAACGACUCCAAGGUAGGCGAAACAGCUGAAGGUGUAUCACAAGAGACAGCCCUCGUGGAAAAUGUAAUGGAAGAGGACAUAUUGUAUCAAAUGAAAAGUUUCACUUCAGGGGAAGUUCUAAAAUCAAUUUAGCACGUGGUACCACUUACUGGUACUGGUCAGUGGUCAGCUAAGAUGGCGACAAAGUUUCUCAAUCCACUGAUUUUCAAGUUGUUUUAGCUAUUUUUUAUGUACAGAAACUUCAUCAUUUCUCCGAAAAUACACGUGAAUCAUCCAACCUCAACUUGGUUGUUACUUUCGGAAGAAAAAACUCGUUGCACUUGGGAUAUGAAGCAUUCUACCAGCGAGUUAAUUCCAAGAUAUCACUGAAUUCGUCAACAUCUUCGAACUCUGGGCUAUUAUUGCUCUCUAUUUUACUCUUAAGCGGUGAUAUUCAGCCUAAUCCUGGACCAAACUGGAGAUAUCCAUGUGGGGCUUGUACUAAACCAGUAAAAGUCAACCAGAAAGGAGUGCAAUGCGAUGUAUGUGACCAUUGCUAUCAUACUAAAUGCUGUUCGAUGAGCGAUGAAACUUACAACACUGUAGCAAAUACAUCGUAUGUCUGGCUCUGCGUUAGCUGUGACCAGCCGAGUUACUCUGAGCCUGAAUUAUCGGUUGACUUGUCCUUACAUAAUUCUUUCUCCACUCUGUGCUCAGAGUCUCUAUCUUCAAGCCAAUCUGAACCCCUAGUAUCAUCCUCGACACCACAGUCAAACCUAUCAAAAAGUCAUCGACGUCUCACUGGAAACAAACUUCGAGUUUUAUCGAUUAAUGCUUGUAGUCUUCGAAGUACCUCAAAACGUCUUGAAUUCCACAAUAUUAUUGAUCAAUAUAAACCAUCAAUCAUUAAUGUCAAUGUUCCACAUCUUGACGAUUCUAUCUACUCAAAUGAAAUUGUUGACAAGGGGUAUACGAUCCUCAGAAAAGACAAGAACAUGCAUGGUGGAGGAGUACUAUCAGCUUUUUCAUCUGAUCUAAUAGUCUCCCAAGAGCAUGAAUUAUCUGGCAAUUAUGAAGGGACCUGGUCCAAAUUGGAAAUUGCUGGUAUGAAGCCCCUCUAUAUUGGCUCAAUUUAUCGACCACCAGAUUCUGAUAUCAACUCAUUGGAGGCAUUAGAUUAUGCUUUGUGUCAUCUAUCUGAAAAAUCUCGUCCAACCUUACCCAAUGUUUUGUUGACCGGUGAUUUCAACUUGCCUGGUAUUUCGUGGUCUGAUGAUAAUUAUCUCAUACAAUCCAGCUCAUCACAUGGUCUUAGGGUAAACAACAAGUUGCUGGACAUUAUCAACGAUCACUCCUUGACUCAACAUGUUAAGAAGCCAACAAGGGGUGACAAUAUCCUUGAUUUAGUCUUUUCCACUAAUCCAGAUAUGAUAUCCAAUGUCAAAAUUGAAUGUGGAAUGAGUGACCAUGACAUUGUUGUCUUUGACGUAAAAUUGAACCAGCACUCAAUAAAAAAAAACCAAGAAGA
Messenger RNA from Stylophora pistillata, 3466 nucleotides. RefSeq lists its product as uncharacterized. The record is from RefSeq and is a predicted model, not a curated record. Gene Ontology annotation, biological process: protein ubiquitination. Lineage: Eukaryota; Metazoa; Cnidaria; Anthozoa; Scleractinia; Pocilloporidae. Gene Ontology annotation, molecular function: zinc ion binding; ubiquitin-protein transferase activity; protein binding. Gene Ontology annotation, cellular component: cytoplasm.